AAUUGGCAAAGUAUUGCUCACUUCAAUAUGCAUUUUAUUUAUUUCGCUUUCUUCGUCUUCCAACUGGGCAAUAUUCAAACAACUGAAGCGCAAACGGAGCAAACAGACCUGUUGGAUUUACUAGUGCAAAAAGUGAGUGAGGAACGGAAUGUAUCAAUAAGUUUACCAAUGCAAGGAGUAAGUGGAGAAGUAGGAAUAAAGGAAGAAAUAUUAGUCGACGAAGUAUCUAAAGAACAUGUAGAAUUAACGAAUUCAAAAAGGAAGAAAUCACAGCGCGUUUGUGAAAUAUGCGGCAAAAUUUUUGCCCGAUCAGACGUUAUGAAAAUCCAUAUGAGGACUCAUACUGGCAAAAGACCAUACAUUUGUGAAAUAUGCGGACAAAAGUUUCAUUCAGUCAUCCGAUUU
This is a messenger RNA of Loa loa (African eye worm), 405 nucleotides long. RefSeq lists its product as hypothetical. Gene Ontology annotation, molecular function: DNA-binding transcription factor activity, RNA polymerase II-specific; RNA polymerase II transcription regulatory region sequence-specific DNA binding. The record is from RefSeq and is a predicted model, not a curated record. The transcript has 2 exons. The annotation marks the transcript as partial. Gene Ontology annotation, biological process: embryo development; embryonic hindgut morphogenesis; embryonic pattern specification. Gene Ontology annotation, cellular component: nucleus. Lineage: Eukaryota; Metazoa; Nematoda; Chromadorea; Rhabditida; Onchocercidae.